Bemisia tabaci is the source of this 1662-nucleotide messenger RNA. The record is from RefSeq and is a predicted model, not a curated record. NCBI's taxonomy places the organism in Eukaryota, Metazoa, Arthropoda, Insecta, Hemiptera, Aleyrodidae.
UGAGCACGCCAAAUGUGGAUGCUCUCCUCUCUCUCUUGCACGUUUGAGUACGCCAGGUACUCCCUUUUUGCUCUCUCUCUUUUCUCCCGGGCGCUUGCUGAUGAAACCCGCACCGACUGUCUUAUGACGUCAUCGCGACUCUGAGAGCGCCCACAAUCCCUUUGGUAGAUUGGCCUGGUCCUCCGAGUUCUCCCUCUGGCUGGGGCCGCGACAAGUGAACAAUAAAAAAUUAGAGAUAAUUGAAACCGCGAUAUAGAGAGAGGAUAGCGGUACGUCAACAGACCCACAUAUAACGAAUGUUUCUUUUCUCUGCACGUGUUGCCUGUUGUUACAAUAGCGAUUUUUCAGGAUUCCAAUGGAGCCAAGCCGGCAGAGUGCCCCGCGGAAGAUUCAGCAUGCGUUAGGCCCAACUACACUUACAUCGAAAUGAUUGCGAUGGCAAUCGAGUCUGUGCCCAGCAAACAGAUGCGAGUGUCCGGUAUCUACCAAUAUUUCAUGGAUAAAUUUGCGUACUUUCGGAACGAUGGGGAGUGCUGGAGACGAAAUGUCCGUAAGAUCUUGAGCUGCGAUCGCAAAUUUGCUAGGGUCCCGAAUGACUGGGCAACAGGUCCGAGCCACUACUGGACCCUCUCUGAAUACAUUGAUACCAUAACACGAGUGCAGAACAUUUAUACCUCUGCCAUACCAGCUCGCCACUAUGAACCGGACAUCAAAGGAACCGAACCGACAGAGUGUCCUCCGGAAAAUUCAACAUGCGUUAAACCUGACUAUUCCUAUUCGGAAUUAGUUAUAAUGGCGAUCGAGUCAGCACCUAACAAGCAAAUGAGGGUGUCUGAAAUCUAUCAAUAUCUUAAAGGCAAAUUCGAGUAUUUCCGGAACGAAGGGAAUUGUUGGAGAAAUAACAUCCGAAAUGCUUUGAAUCGAACACCCGGAGUCACGACAGUCCUAAUGGACCGGACACCUGGUAUCAGGAAAAUCUACUGGACCCUCAGUAAAUAUACUGAUACUAUAACUCAAAGGCCUGGCAUUUCCACUUUUGCCAAUUCGUCUUGUAAAUCUGAGUAUCUUGGACAGGAUACCGCUGGGACAGAACCGAGACCGUAUCUUUCGGAAAAUUCAGCGUGUAUUAGACCCAACUACUCCUAUUCGAAAUUGAUUGAAAUGGCCAUCAACUCCGUGCCUACCAAGCGAAUGAAGGUGGCUGAAAUCUACAAAUAUAUAAUGGACAAAUUCGAGUAUUUCCGGAACGAUGGAAAGUGUUGGAGAGCUAACGUAAGAAAUGAGUUGAGCAAAAAACCCAAGUUUGCAAUACACCCCAGAGACGUGUCAUUAAAUAUCGCAAAGAAAGUUUACUGGAUCCUUAGUAAAUACAUAAAAACCACAACUCGAGUGCCCAGCAUUUUUGUUUCUGCCACUUUGUCUCGUAAAUCUGGAGACCACGGACAGACUCUUGAGACAGGUGAGACCACUUGUCCUCCGGAAAAUUCUGGUUGCAGGAAACCGUCACACUUUGCUUGAGAAAUAUAAUCACGAUGGUGAUCAACUCCACUCAGAGCAAGCGAAUGAAGCUGGCUGAAAGAUACAUUUAAAUUUGUGGUAACUUUAAGUAGUACCAAAACCAUGGGCAUUGUUGGCGAGGUUAUACUCAAAGCACGAUCGUUA